Harmonia axyridis is the source of this 1302-nucleotide messenger RNA. RefSeq names its product eukaryotic translation initiation factor 5A (gene eEF5). NCBI's taxonomy places the organism in Eukaryota, Metazoa, Arthropoda, Insecta, Coleoptera, Coccinellidae. The record is from RefSeq and is a predicted model, not a curated record. Gene Ontology annotation, molecular function: translation elongation factor activity; RNA binding; ribosome binding. The transcript has 4 exons. Gene Ontology annotation, biological process: positive regulation of translational termination; positive regulation of translational elongation. Bases 354 to 836 code for a protein of 160 amino acids.
ACUUUUAACAAUUUUAGUUUGUUAUUCACUUGGUUUUGGUAAAUAUAUUUUAGUUGGAGAAAAAAUCUAAUAAGAUUUUUUAUUAAAAUUCUAUCAUAUUGUCAGCUUUAUUGUUCCUCUAUAUCGUGUAGAUUUUUUGACAGCAUGAUUUGGCUUAUCUUCGCGCCAUGUUGCAUUUGAUCACUUCUCAAUUUCUUUCAUAUUAUCAGUAGCACUUACUAAACAUAGUAUAUUCUUGUUGUAAUUCAGUACUAACAUACCAUUCUAUCACUUAGUAGUGCUUUAAUAUUGAGCGAUUUCUAACUUAUUGAGUUUUUAGCUCGCUAGGAAUUAAAUAAAACAAAAACAUAAAUAUGGCAGACAUGGAAGAAACUCAUUUCGAAACUGGAGACAGUGGUGCUUCAGCCACCUUUCCCAUGCAAUGUUCUGCCCUUCGUAAAAACGGAUUUGUUAUGUUAAAGUCAAGACCUUGCAAGAUUGUGGAGAUGUCUACUUCUAAAACUGGAAAGCACGGACAUGCUAAAGUUCAUUUAGUAGGAAUCGACAUUUUUUCAGGCAAAAAGUACGAAGAUAUAUGCCCAUCUACUCACAACAUGGAUGUGCCCCAUGUUAAACGUGAAGAUUACCAAUUAACCGACAUUUCUGACGAUGGGUAUCUUUCCUUGAUGUCGGAUAAUGGUGAUCUUCGUGAGGAUCUUAAGGUCCCCGAUGGUGAAGUUGGUGCCCAACUUCGUGCUGAGCAUGAAGGUGGAAAGGAUAUACUCUGUACUGUAUUGAAAUCUUGUGGUGAAGAGGUUGUUAUUGCUGUGAAAACAAAUACAGCUCUUGAUAAAUAAUGGCGAAAGAAGGAUAGGGGGACCCCACCCACUCUCAACACUGUCCAAUCCAGGGUCCCCGUUGCGCUAUAUUAUUGGGCUGGUUAUAAACAAAUAAUACAAUUAUUACAGCUUGUCAACGCCAGUAUGGGCCCGCAGAACAGCAGUCUGAUGUUAGCAUUUUCAUCCAAUAUGUUAUGUUGACAAAAUUCUCAUACAAAACCACUUUCAAUAAAUUUAAUUUAAUUUUAACUGAUUGUAAAUUUUUUCGUCUCUCUUUUUCGUCUUUUUUUCUCGGUUUUCAAGUUAGGACCACUCAUUUCAGGGCGGUUUUGGAAUGUUGAAUUUGUUCCAUCUUUUUUCUUGUAAUUGGUUCGAUUGUGAUUUAGUUGUAGAAGAAAUAAGUGGUUCUAAUAAUAUAAUUUUUUUGGAUAUUGUUGACGAUCAUUUUUAUUACCAGUAAAUAUAAAUAAUAUAGCAUUUUUAA